AUGAGCAGCAAGGGAUAUCUCGAUGUUCCCUUGACGAUCGAGGUGGACCCGAAUCUUCGGGGAGCCCAUCAAUAUCCGGAUACCAUUCAGGAGGACAUCCAGUGUCCACCGGGGAUUUCAACCCUCAGACAGUGGGGUCAGACAAAGAUCCCGUCGCGAAAGCAUGCCGGCAAGAGUUUCGAAGAAGCUCACGCAGACCUGGGGUAUGUUCAUCAGAUCUGGAACAGGCGUGCAGUCUCAGCCUGGCUCCGAAGUUUCCAGAUGUAUUGCCGGAUGAGACAGCAUGCAGACCCAGGUCCAACAUCCACGACAGCGGAGAUCACUCAGAAGCCGAUGCCGAUCAACUCAGAGAAGCCAGCCGCAGCUGCGAUGGCAGCACCGAAGUCAGAGAUCAAGACAACCGAACCGAAGGUGAGUCUACAGGUGACAUGUCAGGAGUGGACGCAUGUCGAGAAGGGCAAGACCAUCCAUCAGACUCAAAUCGCAAUUCUGGAACGAGAGGUGGCAAUCGAGACUCAGGUGUCCCAGAUCGAUAUCGAGGAGAACGAGAACUGA
This is a messenger RNA of Cladocopium goreaui, 555 nucleotides long. The record is from the annotation of a GenBank genome assembly. Lineage: Eukaryota; Dinophyceae; Suessiales; Symbiodiniaceae.